This is a messenger RNA of Anopheles maculipalpis, 4772 nucleotides long. RefSeq names its product lysine-specific demethylase lid (gene Kdm5). Lineage: Eukaryota; Metazoa; Arthropoda; Insecta; Diptera; Culicidae. The coding region runs from base 63 to 4772 and encodes 1569 amino acids. The record is from RefSeq and is a predicted model, not a curated record. Gene Ontology annotation, biological process: chromatin remodeling. The transcript is spliced from 4 exons. Gene Ontology annotation, molecular function: DNA binding; histone demethylase activity. Gene Ontology annotation, cellular component: nucleus.
UACACCAUAUUUUCACUUGAUUGUUCGGCUGGCACCGAAAGUUAUGGUAGCAUCUGAGAACGAUGAAAAAUAAGUCGAAAAAUUCUUUGACGAACGGAAGUGGCAGUAGCAGCAGCAGCAGCAGCAGCAGCAAUAGCAGUGGCAGUGGGAGUGAGAAUUACCCCAACGGCAGCACGUAUGGGUCCUCCGGAGCAACAGCGAUGACCGCCGCUGCGACAGGAGUGGGAGCGGGCAGUGCUUCCGCUGGGUCCAUGAACGGAGGUAGCAGACAUCUUCAAUCCUCCGCUGGCAUAAGUGCUGGAAACACCGCAGGUGGAUCUAUUUCCAUCACAGACGUUGGUGCAUCCGACCUGGUUGCUGAUGGUGCCGAUGAGCAGCAACCGACGAGCUAUCACAAUCAUAAUGCUCAACACAAUAAUCGCAACCAUUUGUAUCAGCAGCAAAAACAGGGUGGCAGCAAUCGACCACAUAUAUCGCUCGACAAGUGUGAUGAUUUUCAAUUCAAUGUUCCACCGGAAGCGCCAGUGUUUGAGCCGUCGGAGGAAGAUUUUAAAAAUCCACUUGUGUACAUCAACAAGAUACGUCCGACGGCCGAAAAGUAUGGAAUCUGCAAAAUACGUCCACCGAGAUCCUGGCAGCCUCCCUUCACCGUGGAUGUAGAAAAGCUGACAUUUACGCCGCGCAUACAGCGCCUGAAUGAGCUGGAAGCCGAAACACGCAUCAAGCUGAACUUUCUCGACCAAAUUGCCAAAUUUUGCGAACUGCAAGGAACGACCUUGAAGAUACCGAUGGUCGAGCGCAAGCCGCUCGAUCUGUACACCUUGCACAAGAUCGUAAACCAGGAGGGUGGACUGGAGAUAGUAACGAAGGAACGCAAAUGGUCGAAAGUAGCGUGCCGUAUGGGCUACCAGCAGGGGAAAAGUGUUGGAUCCAAUCUACGAACUCACUAUGACCGUUUGCUCUAUCCGUUCGAUGUGUAUCGUUCGGGGAAGGUGGUGGAUUUGGCCAACAUCGAUCCGGAGCCUUCGGAAGAUUGCGAGUAUGAACCGCAUUGCAUCGAGUCCCGUCAACAGGUGCAGCCUCCUAUGACGACAACGGCUCGCCGUUCUCAACGGUUUGCCCAGCAACAGAGCAACAGCAGCAAGCCUACUUCAACUACCGGAAGUAGUGCUAGUGGUAGUGUUCGCGGCUCGUCGGAUGAAAUGUCCCCAGGCAAGAAAGAACUCCGACAUAGGAGCAUGCUGGAGUUUGCGAGCAAGCUGGCUGCUGCGGCCCGGGAACAGGCGGCCAGCAAUGGGAGCACGUGGAAGGAGGAGAAAAGUGCCGCCGGCGGUGGAACACAUGGAUACGAUCCGAUGGCCAAGUACAUUUGUCACAUGUGCAAUCGAGGUGACGUCGAGGAAUCGAUGCUGCUGUGCGACGGAUGUGAUGCGUCGUACCAUACGUUCUGUCUAAUGCCACCGUUGCAGGAUAUUCCGAAGGGCGACUGGAGAUGCCCAAAGUGUAUUGUGGAGGAAAAUUCGAAGCCGGUGGAAGCGUUCGGGUUCGAACAAGCGCAGCGUGAGUACACACUGCAGCAGUUUGGCGAGAUGGCUGAUCAGUUCAAGUCGAACUACUUCAACAUGCCGGUGCACCUUGUACCGACGGAGCUGGUGGAGAAGGAAUUUUGGCGAAUUGUUUCCUCGAUCGAUGAGGAUGUAACCGUCGAGUAUGGGGCCGAUUUGCACACGAUGGAUCAUGGUAGUGGGUUUCCGACCAAAUCGUCACCAUAUAUUACGUCCAGCGAUCAGGAGUAUGCCGAAUCAAGCUGGAACCUCAACAACUUGCCUGUGCUGGACGAAUCAAUCCUGGGCCACAUUAAUGCCGAUAUCAGUGGCAUGAAGGUACCGUGGAUGUACGUCGGUAUGUGCUUUGCCACGUUCUGCUGGCACAACGAGGACCACUGGAGCUACUCGAUCAACUAUCUGCACUGGGGUGAACCGAAAACGUGGUACGGUGUGCCGGGGAGCCGGGCCGAAGAAUUUGAACUGGCCAUGAAAUCGGCUGCCCCCGAACUGUUCCACUCGCAGCCGGAUUUGCUACACCAGCUGGUGACGAUUAUGAAUCCUAACAUUCUGAUGAAUGCCGACGUUCCCGUGUACCGGACGGAUCAGCACGCGGGCGAAUUUGUCGUAACAUUCCCGCGUGCGUACCAUGCCGGCUUUAACCAGGGAUACAACUUUGCCGAGGCGGUCAACUUUGCGCCCGCAGAUUGGAUGAAGAUGGGCCGGGAGUGCGUCAACCAUUACUCGAAGUUGAGGCGGUACUGUGUGUUUUCGCACGACGAGCUCGUCUGCAAGAUGGCACUGGAGCCGGACAGACUAAAUCUAGGAAUUGCGACUGCGUGCUAUAUCGAUAUGGCGGAAAUGGUUGAUACGGAGAAGAAACUGCGAAAGAAUCUGCUAGAAUGGGGUGUAUCCAACGCAGAACGGGAAGCAUUCGAAUUACUGACAGACGACGCUAGGCAGUGCGAAAUCUGCAAAACGACCUGCUUCCUGUCGGCUGUUAACUGUAAAUGUACCAAGAACCUGGCCUGUCUGCGCCAUUUUGCCGAGCUGUGCGAAUGUCCGCCGGAAAACCACACGCUCAAGUAUCGCUACACACUGGACGAACUGCCGCUGAUGGUGCAGAAGCUCAAGGUGAAAGCAGAAUCGUUUGAAAAGUGGUUAUUCCGCGUGCGUGACGUGCUUGAUCCGUCAGUCGCAAGCAGCAUCACACUAGAGGAGCUGCAAAGCAUUGCGCACGAAGCGGAAAGUCAAAAGUUUCCGAACAGUGUCAUCUUGGAGCGCCUGAACCUGUCCAUCCUGGAGGCGCAGAAGUGCAUUACGGUAAUUCAGCAGCUGGAUAUAAAUAAAAUACGCACGCGUACUCGUAAUUCGCUCGAGUGUGCCAAGUACAAGCUGACGAUGGACGAGCUGGAGCUGUUUAUCAAUGAAAUCAACAAUCUGCGGUGUGUUAUUCGCGAAGGUGACAGCGUCCGGGAGUUGCAGCGUAUCGGCCAGGAAUGGUUACGCCAGGCAGAUAAAGCGUUAAAGUUACGCUUUAAGGACACGAAUGUGCAGCAGCUAAAUCAGCUGAUCGAGGAAGGAAAUGGGUUGUGUAUCGAGCUGCCACAAAUUACGGAGCUGAAGGAUCGGUUGACGCAGUACAAAUGGUAUCGGGAGGUGCGAACAUUACGCGAAAAUACGGUCGAUCGACUUUCGCUGGAGGAAAUCAAGAAGCUCAUCAACGAAGGCAUGCGCAUACUACCGCACACAGUAUUAGAGAAAGAGCUGUCCCAGUUGCAUGGUAUUAUGCUGCAGAUUGUCGAUUGGGAGCAGUCCGCUAAUCAGUGCUUCAAAACGGAAACGCAACACAAGAUCAGCGAAAUCGAUAGUCUUCUUGAGCGGGCACAAAACAUCGAGUCAUUCUUGCCACUGGCCGGUCAACUGAAGGACGUGCUGCACAAAUCGAAGGAAUGGUUGCAUGCGAUCGAAACGCUAGAAAGCAGCAAAAAUUACAACUUUUUCCACACACUCCAAAAUCUGGCGAAUCGGGCCAAACUGCUCCCGGUAGAGAUGGAAGGCAAAUUGCUGUGCGAGAACAUUUUUGCUACAACGACUGCCGGUGGCGGUUGCUUCAAUCGGCACGGCGGUCAAAUGUUGCUGUUCAACUCGAGAGGAUUUAUCGGGGCUAGUGGUGAGGAAUGGCGCAGCAAAUCGUCCACAUCACCUUCCACCUCGCUGAAACGGAAACGGAACGGAUCCAUCUCGAACUUGGAUGAUCCAAUCAUUCCUGCUAGAGAUUUAGAAACAAUUGUGAAAAAAAUCAAGGAGGAAAGUAACAUUGGGGAGCAGGAUAAACGAUUGCUGAGGGCACAACUGCUGCUAGGUUGGAACGAAUCGGACGGAGGAUUAGCAAGCAGCGGUGACAAACACGUGCUAGGAAGCUACGACAGUGUGCAACAGCAGCAGCAUCAUCCAAAUAGCAGUGGUUGCGAUGUCGUUUAUCAUUGCGCCAAGUGCUACGAGAUGGUGGCCAAAGCGAACGUGUUAAGAAAGUAUCGUCACAAGCAGCAUCACCAUCAUUGCCGGCAUCAUGAGCGGCAUAGUAGGGCAAUGGUUGUAAAGCAGGAGCAGAAUCAAGAACAGACUACUAAUACCGGGAAUCUGUCCGCCAUGGAACAACUGUUGCAGAUGAAAAUAUUAAGUGAGGAUGACUUUGCUGUCGUCAAAGGAACAACGACGACCGACACAGCCGGAAGCAGUUUUGACGAUUUUUCAUUUAAAUUUGGUGAACAUUACGAUGGGGAAGAUGAGCCAGACGACGAAGAAGCGGCCGAUGAGGUGAAAGCAGAAGACGAUGACGAUGAUGAGGAGGAGGCUGGCGGUGGCGUCGUACAGCUCGGGAGGAAUGGGUGUCAUGGCUGUAAACCACCGGACGAACAUGAGCGAGAUACGAGCGUUUUAAAACCUUUGCUAGCAGCGUGCACGCCCGGUCGCAGAAUAAAGGCGGAACCGCUCGAUAAUGUUGAGGACGCUGAAAUAACGCGGUACAGUGGUUCUAAGGAUGCAACCAAUCUUUCCCCAGAGAGCACUAGUCAAGCAUCAUCGGAAUCGCCAACGGCGGCGAAUGGUGGUGGAAGCCGUAAUUCCAGCGGAUCGAACGGCAUUAGCACCUCGACAAAUGUCUCUCAACAGCAUGAUCGACAUCGACAAGAACAACACCAACAGACUAAGGUAGAAAACUUAUGA